AUGAAAAAAAGGCGGAUCUUCGCGCUAAAUACGAAGGUUCUCCAGCAGGUUGAUAUAUUGGAGGACGAGGUCACGAAAAUAUUUGAGAUCUAUGAGCAAAAAUUUCAGGCAAAGAUCAAGGAGCUUCAGGAACUCCAGGAAGAAAAGGCAGAAGCCACCGCACAAAUUGAGAAGCUCGAAGGCGAACUUGCUAGUCUUAAGCAAGGACGCCAGAAUUCUCAUGUCCAGGAUGUGAAUCUAUCGCCCGAGCUUCUGUUCGCUUUCCUCGCUGCCAACGAUGCAUGGGCUUCAUUCUCAUCGCUCUUUGAUGCCCAUGCCCAGCGGCGCACUGUGGAGUCGCGGCUUGCAUUCGACCGUUUUUUGGCAUUGUCAAACCCCAACGAUGUCCGUCGCUUCCACCGAACCCAUUCUAUUACGACAAAGCACUCAGGCGUAUCUGCAAGCACCAUUUAA
Molecule: messenger RNA, 453 nt
Organism: Penicillium malachiteum
Lineage: Eukaryota; Fungi; Ascomycota; Eurotiomycetes; Eurotiales; Aspergillaceae
Exons: 1
Coding region: 1-453 (150 amino acids)
Source: RefSeq, a predicted model, not a curated record